AUGGUUAUAGUCAUUAUGAUUCCUCACACAGAGAUACACUGUGAAGGAAUAUUUGAAGAGGAAAUAUGCUGGCCACCUACUCCUGCCAACUCCAUGUACAACUUCACCAUCUACUUCGAAACCAUCAAAUCAGAGGUGAUGAUGAUCCGUCACUGCAACCUGAAUGGUACGUGGGGAGCGGAAGAAAUCAUCUACAAAGCCAUCACUAACAUGUCUCAGAGCAACGAUGAGACUGACUCGCCUAUAGACACUCAAGGAGAGACCGUCGUGGCCAGGAAUUGUGUUAGUUUGUAUACUUGUGCUUCCAUAAUUAUUAUACAGACUUACAAAUUUAAAGGAAAAGAUCGAUCGAUUACGGCCAUUUCAUUUUUCCUGAGAGCUUACAAACAAAACUCAACACAAUCAUUUGUUCUUGCUGCCCCCUUUCACAUAAUGUAUCUCACUGCAUCAAUUCAAGCCUUCAAAGUGCAGUGGAGUUCUCUUGUUGGCCCGCAACCCAGCUGA
Messenger RNA from Helobdella robusta, 504 nucleotides. RefSeq lists its product as hypothetical. Gene Ontology annotation, molecular function: G protein-coupled receptor activity. The coding region runs from base 1 to 504 and encodes 167 amino acids. NCBI's taxonomy places the organism in Eukaryota, Metazoa, Annelida, Clitellata, Rhynchobdellida, Glossiphoniidae. The record is from RefSeq and is a predicted model, not a curated record. Gene Ontology annotation, cellular component: membrane. The transcript is spliced from 3 exons.